UUAUUCACGCUUCCGGUUUUCACACGGACUGUAGUAUGUGACGCACCAGUAAGCUGUCAAAAACCAAAACUUAAAAAUGCGAUUUUUGCGUAUAUUUGCAAAUAUUUGAAACUCUGGAAGAAGAUCGAUUACAAGAAGUAAAUGCAUCGCAUACUAUCUUAAUCAUCACUAAUUUCCAUAAGUGUAAUCGAGUUUUUUUUUUUUUAACAAGGAUGGAGCGAUUUGAGGUUUAUAUCUUCACAGCUCUGUGCAGCAUUAACUUUCUCAUAUCCUGCCUUCUGUUCUCCAAAAUCACACGGGAGCAGAGAGAUCCGUACAUGGAUGAGAUUUUCCAUGUACCUCAAGCGCAAAAGUACUGUGAUGGGAAGUUUAAUGAGUGGGAUCCGAUGAUUACCACUCUUCCUGGGUUGUAUCUGGCAUCAGUGGGUCUGAUCAGGCCGGUGGUUUGGCUGUCGGAUAUGAAGGGAAGGGUGGUUUGCUCUACUGCCAUGCUGAGAUUCAUCAAUCUGCUCUUUAAUAGUGGGAAUCUGUACAUCAUUUAUCUGAUCAUCUGCAGACUGCACAUGAAAGAUAAGUCCCGUUCUGCCUCUCGUAGAAUGUUCUCUGCCCUGGUUCUGUCCACAUUCCCUGUGCUGUACUUCUUCACGUUCCUGUAUUACACUGAUGCUGGCUCCACAUUCUUCACCCUCUUCAUGUACCUCAUGGCACUGUACAGCUGCCACAAAGCGGCGGCGCUUCUCGGUGUCUGUGCCGUCCUCUUCCGCCAGACGAACAUCAUCUGGGUGGCGUUCUGUGCUGGCACUGUGGUGGCCCAAAAAAUGGACGAGGCCUGGCGAACUGAACAGUCGAAGAAGCGAGAUGAAAAAUCACCCUCUCAGGUCCCUCUAACCAUCAAUGGGGUGAUGAGAGUGAUACGUUUUCUGUUGGAAUUCCUCAAAACACCCAACAAUAUAAAAGCAGUGUUCUUGUCGACAUGGUCGUACAUUGCCGUAGCUGUUGCUUUUGUGGUUUUUAUAGUGUUGAAUGAUGGAAUUGUGGUUGGAGAUCGUAGUAGUCACGAAGCAUGUCUGAACUUCCCUCAGGUUUUCUAUUUCCUCUCAUUUACUCUCAUAUUUUCUUUUCCUACCUCAAUGAGUUACCAAAGGGUAGUCAGGUUUCUACAGUCUUUACGAAAGCAACCCUUAAUGUAUGCCAUUCUGACAAUGUCCUUCCUGUUUUUAGUCUGGAAAUUUACAUAUGUUCACAAAUACCUGCUCGCAGACAACCGACACUUUCCAUUUUAUGUAUGGAAAAGGAUUUUCCAGAGACAUGACCUUGUCCGUUUCCUUUUAGGCCCUGGAUAUGUCUUUGCAACAUGGAACUUUCUAGAUACUUUGAGGUCCAAAUCACUGUUCUGGUGUCUGGUGUUCUGCACUUGUCUCGUGGCGGCAACCGUUCCGCAGAAACUCCUGGAGUUUCGAUAUUUCAUCCUCCCGUAUCUGUUUUAUCGCGUUCACGUCCCUCUGCCAUCUUUACCCAGACUGCUGCUUGAGUUUAGCUUCUAUACUGCAGUUAAUGCAGCUACAGUUUAUAUAUUCAUCUAUAAAACAUUUCAGUGGCCCGACAGUACGGCUGCGCAGAGAUUCAUGUGGUGACUUGACCUGAAUAAUGAAUUAAAGCUGAUAUUUUCACAUUUGUUUUAGUUUACUUUGUAUACUAUACAUAAUACAUACAAUAUAUAAAUAAAUGCAGAGUAGUGUUGGAUGAAACCAUCCUUCUGACCAACCCAUUCGGAAUUUAGUUUUGCUGUAAUUUCACCUCAUAUGAAGUACAAGCAUAUGCAGUGUUUACACUUGUCAUUCAUAUUGUGUUUGUUUUAAAUCCUGUUUGAGUUAAUUGAAUUAGAAUAAUCAUUAUGAUGGCCAUUGUUAAUUGAUAUUGUUGUGUAAUUUUGUAUUACCAUAUGUUUUUCUUUUUUCUUAUUUUAUUAUCAAACCUUGUUUUUUUUUUAAUUUUUUUAUGGUAGACAUCAGUUUUCUCUUGUUAUUUCAAAUUUUUCACUGUAAUAGGUUGAUUUCUGUGUUUUCCAAGUUCUUUUGUUGGUCUUUCCUCUCAUUCUUUUUUGGGGUAUUAAAUUUGUUUUUAUACGGAAA
This is a messenger RNA of Megalobrama amblycephala (Wuchang bream), 2132 nucleotides long. RefSeq names its product ALG10 alpha-1,2-mannosyltransferase (gene alg10). Gene Ontology annotation, molecular function: dolichyl pyrophosphate Glc2Man9GlcNAc2 alpha-1,2-glucosyltransferase activity. NCBI's taxonomy places the organism in Eukaryota, Metazoa, Chordata, Actinopteri, Cypriniformes, Xenocyprididae. Gene Ontology annotation, cellular component: endoplasmic reticulum. The coding region runs from base 213 to 1634 and encodes 473 amino acids. The transcript has 3 exons. The record is from RefSeq and is a predicted model, not a curated record. Gene Ontology annotation, biological process: protein N-linked glycosylation; dolichol-linked oligosaccharide biosynthetic process.